UUUGUUACUUAUAAUUGUCAGUUCUUGAACUUUAUGGAGUACUUAACCUCUCGAAAUGAUCGAUCACUAUUAAUGGGUAUCACGAGUUUAGGAGAGUUUUCCGGAACCAAUAUCCGGCCCUGUACUUUCCGGCUACUUUUAUUCAACUCUGAAAAAGGAAAAGAAAAAAAAAAGAUAAAGGAAAAAAAGUCAAUUAAACCACAAGCAACCCUAUUUCUAUGCUUAGCGAGGGGAAAAAAUUGUUGGAUCGAUUUAUUCUUAAAUGUUCCUAACCCUUUUGAGCGCAGGCGCAUUUCGAACCAAAACAGUGAGUUCGAUGUUUAUUCCAAACGGUCACCAGCAGUGGUUAGAAGUGGUGCGCAUGACCAGAAUAUUUCUAGGAGAACAUUUUCAUCCUCAUCUUCAUCUUCAGCAUCAUUUAUUACUGGAUUUAAAACUUUUAUCGAAAAAUUCUGCACCACCCUAUCAGCUUUUGUGCUUCGGAUUCAGAUAUCUUUGUGAUAUAUCCUAAAAGAAUGAAUAAUAUGUCUUAAGAUUUAGGAUACUUUUUUCUUUGGAUACCUGAACAAAUUUGGUACUAAAAGGAACAGGUGUUAUUUUAUUUUGCUGAGAGGUAAGGAAAUCAAGCGAGGUUAAAAAUGGCUCUCAGCUGUGGUGCCAAAUGUGCCAAAGGUGUACUCAUCGCUUUCAAUCUUAUAUUCUGGCUUUCAGGAUGUGCCCUGAUAGCCUUCGGUAUUUAUAUGCUCAUAGAAGAAGAGAAGACUACUCUCUUCAGAUUAUUCAGUACAGACGACUACUACAAGUACUCAAAUCUGCAGUACCUGUCAUUUGCUCUCAUCUUAAUCGGCGGAUUAGUCUUCAUCGUCGGAUUCUUUGGAUGUUGUGGUGCUAUGCAGGAAAACAAGUGCAUGCUGGUUGUGUACUUCCUUUUCCUGUUUAUAAUUCUUGCUGCUGAACUGGCUGUUGGAGUGUUAGCGAUUCUGUUCCAAGAUAAGGAGAUGAAUGAAAUGGAAGGUAAACUGAAAGAAAAACUUAAACAAAAAUAUGGUUCUGAGAUUCAAUUUACACAAGCUGUGGAUUUCGCUCAAACAAAGUUCAACUGCUGCGGCGUAAGAGAUGGGGGUGAUUAUUCUGACAGCAUAUGGAAACAGAGGAGUGAAGGGAGGAAUGUCAGUCCCACUUGUUGCACCCUCAAGAAUGCUAAACAGGCAGACGCUUAUCUUAACCCUCAACCCCUCAACGAGAGUUUAUGUCAGAAGGAGGACUCCAAUUCUCAAUACAGGCACCAGACUGGUUGUAAAAUGAAACUUGAAGGAUUUUUCAGAAAUGAAAGUAUGCUGUUCAUUGCCAUUGGAUGUGGUGUCGCAGUACUAGAGAUAUUCGGGAUGAUAUUCUCUGUUUGUUUAUGCCGGGAAAUAUGAAGAUCUCGUGUAGGACAUCUAUUUUUCAUCUAUUAUUUACUUUUCGCUCUCUCUCUCUCUCUCUCUAAUAAGUUGGCUCAUUCUAGUCAUUCCUUUUCAGUUUUCCUUCCUCUCCUCCCACUCCUUUGGUGUUUCAACUCUUCCGUUGUUGAUUGAUGCUGCAGUUGAUUUUCAAUAUCUCACCAAAACAUUUUCAUGUAACACAUUUCAAAGAACAACAAUGAGUGAAUCAAAAUUAACUUAAGUUAUAUCGUAAAUGGUUGAGGAAGAAAAGAAGCUGAAAAAUGCUUAAUGAAGAAUAAUAUUUAAUGUUGUUUUAAAAAAAAGAAAUUUAUAUUUAACUUCUAAAAAGGAAACUACCUGAAGUGUCACACGAAAGCAUAGAGAAAUACGAGUUUCUAUUCUAAUGCUAUAUCGUGUAAAAAUGGCGACGCUUUUUACUUCUUUCUUAUUUAAGCGUAUCAUAAAAGCAACAAACCUAAUGGGUUUAGCAGCACACCCCUGUCAUAAAAAUAGUUUCAAAACCGAUAAAUGCAUCGUUUUCUUUUAACUAUAUUGAAUUUAUAAUUUUUUAAUCGUUUGUUAUUUAUUUCACUUCAUUUCUAUUCGUGAUCGCAACGCUCGAAUACGUUAUAUGGGAAGGAAGACCCGUUCCAUGUUUUGACCCUACCCUUCCCACUCCUCCUCUUCUCAGUUGUGUAGGAAUGUACUACGAUAUUUUCCCCUUUCUUAAUAUUUUUCCUAUUUAAUUGUCAAAAAUAUUUUUAAAACUUCCAUGAUACUUUUUUUCUUAGAACUAUGUUCAAUGCAGUUUUCAGUUUCAUAUAGUUUCCUAACUUAAAAGUUUUUACUCCGCUUGAAAAUCAAGACAGAUUUUUACUUUCUUGCUGCCAUAAGUCAACAGGGCCUCUAUUGACUGAUUGCAUAAUGUUUAAGUAACCAUUCUUGCAUUGAUACCAAGAUUUUAAGGAAAUGGUACAUGAAUUGCAUUGAUAUUUCUGCAUUCCUAAAAAACACAUAUGUGAAACAAUUGUUUUAAGUAUGCAUUAUUUGCAUAUGUUUUGAUGUUAAAAACCAAUUAAAUUACAUUAGAAAAGUAUAAUAAAAGCGCACGU
Messenger RNA from Parasteatoda tepidariorum (common house spider), 2536 nucleotides. RefSeq names its product CD151 antigen-like. Gene Ontology annotation, cellular component: plasma membrane. The record is from RefSeq and is a predicted model, not a curated record. Lineage: Eukaryota; Metazoa; Arthropoda; Arachnida; Araneae; Theridiidae.